GCUUAUCGUUCUCGAACUCCCAUAUAUCUCCUUGCUCCCUGAAAAAGAAUUCCACAGUCCGUUCAAGUGACCCAGUGAAACCCUACCACGAAUCAAUCUGCAUCCAGUCGACAACUACAUCUUCUUCUUCUCGCGUCACGAUAGAGAACGCCGUGUUUGGAGAAUCCGCGUCGCCGCGAACCCCCGCCGCGCUCCAAUGUCCGACACAUCCGCGCCAGCAUCCGCACAACCCUCCGGCAGUCUCGCAUCGGUGGUGUCGAGCGCCUUCUCGUCAGCAGCAUCGACAGCCCUCUCCAUAACAGCCUCCUCCUCGGCCUCCGCCUCCGCGACGUCCGCGAGUGCGACAGUAACACCGGCGAGCGAAUUAAUAGGGGAGCAGAAUGGCUCGGCUCAGCAACAGGAGGGCGUGUCCCUCGAAACUUUCCUUGCGUCGUUGGCAGUGGCAGCGAUAGUCUUUGGCGUUGAAGUUAUCUUAUUCGUGAUGCUGCGGAAAAAGCUGCAUCGCAUCUACGAACCGCGAACGUACCUGGUGCCUGAUAAACGGAGAACACCAAAACCCGCGCAAGGGUUUUUCAAUUUCUUCGCACCGGUGUUCGAAACUGCAACAAGUGACUUCAUCUCGAAAUCUGGUCUUGAUGCCUAUUUCUUCCUCCGCUACCUCCUCAUGCUCCUCAAGAUCUUUGCCACGAUAGCACUCGUGAUCCUACCUAUCCUGUUACCCAUCAACUACAUGGGCGGAAAGGGAGGCGAAGAUGUCCAAGGACUGGAUCGACUGGCGUGGUCAAACAUUUCGGAGGCAAACACACAGCGCUAUUGGGCGCAUCUCCUGCUCGCCCUGACUCUGAUUUGCGUCUUUUGCUACAUGUUCUACAGCGAGAUGAGGAAGUACGUGCGCAUGCGACAGGCCUACCUGACGAGUCCUCAGCACCGCCUCAAGGCCAGUGCGACCACGGUGUUGGUUAGCGCGAUACCGAUGAGCUGGUUGACAGUGCAGAAACUCGUGGAUCUUUACGACGUCUUCCCCGGUGGUAUCAGGAACGUCUGGAUCAACAGGGAUUACGAUGAUCUGGAGGAAAAGGUCAACGAACGAGACGAUUUGGCCAAGAUGUUGGAAAAGGCAGAAACGGAACUGAUCGUGCUCUGUAAGAAGAAGAACAUCAAGCAGCUCGCCCUAGCAGCGAAGAAGGAUCCCAGCGCUGUUACCGACAAGGACCGAUCCGAGGAUACCGCCGAAAAGCUUGUGACCGGACCCGGUCUCUCCUCCGGAAAUCCUCACCAGAUCCCGACCCUGCUCCGCAAUCGUACUCAGGACGAGAGGGAGAAGACGAAGAAGAAGUCCGGCUUGGAUGUCGGUGAUGUCGUUGAGGGCGUCGGUCGUGGGUUUGCCCGGGGCGUGAUGAGUGGUGUGGGAGUGGUCACAGGGGGUGUUAAGAAAAUCACUGGUGGCGUUGAUCGGCACUUUUCGGAGCCGGAAGGAUUUGCGCCGGCAGACGAGAAUGACACAUCUGCCCAACGCCCGAGUGUGACUGACCGCCAGUGGUCGACUGACGCCUCUGCUCAACGCCCGAGUGUGGCUGACCGCCGGUGGUCGUCCCGUGGCAGCAGGAAGCGUGGCUCGACAUUGAUCGGGCCGGAGGGCACUCCAACGGUACUCGAAAGGACUCCUAGUCGCGAGGACGAACGUUUGAGCAGGGCUCCGUCGGCACCGACCAAACCCGAAUCUCGCAAACAUCGUGGCAUGCGAUUGUGGCCCAAGAAGGACCCCUCCAAGGGAGAGAGCGACGAGAUCCCUCUGAGCCAUCAAACACCAACGUCGCCACGUACUUCCCACGUUUUCGCGGAGGCACUACAGACCGUUUUCAAGCCUAAAGCGAAGGAGGAGUAUCCCGAUGCUUACGACCCCCGCUAUGUCGAUGACAGCUGGGGUGAGGAACCCGUGUGGAAGAAAUACAUCACCGAGAAGGACCGUCCCACCAUGCGGCUUCCCCUGCUGUCUUGGUUGCCUGCGUUCCCGCUGAUUGGUAAAAAAGUUGACACCAUUUACCACUGUCGAAAAGAGUUGGCUCGCUUGAACUUGGAGAUUGAGAAGGACCAGGAGACGCCCGAGAAAUAUCCCCUGAUGAAUUCGGCGUUCGUACAGUUCAACCAGCAGGUGGCGGCACACAUGGCUUGUCAGGCCGUGUCCCAUCAUGUUCCGCAGCACAUGUGUCCCCGCCAUAUCGAGGUUUCCCCUAACGACGUCAUCUGGGGCAACAUGAAGAUGCAAUGGUGGGAGCGGUACAUCCGCAGCGGUCUCAUCACGGUUGCAACCGGAGGGUUGAUCCUUGGCUGGGCUUUUCCCGUUGCUGCCGUCGGUUUGAUCUCUCAAGUCAACUAUUUGACCGACACGUUCAAAUGGUUGGAGUGGCUCGAGGACCUACCCGACUCCGUCUUGGGUCUGAUUUCCGGUGUUCUGCCCCCAGUACUUUUGGCCAUUCUGAUGGCAGUGCUCCCACUCAUCUUGCGACUAUUUGCCCGGAUUCAAGGAUGUCAUACGGGAAUGGCGAUCGAGCGGUCCGUCCAGGGAAUGUACUUUGCCUUCCUCUUCAUCCAGGUCUUCCUCGUUGUCAGUAUCUCGUCGGGUAUCACGACCGUCAUCGAGCAGAUCUCGGAGCAGCCAUUCGCUGCCCCUGAAAUUCUUGCGCGCAACCUGCCAAAGGCCUCCAACUUUUUCUUCUCGUAUCUCCUCCUGCAGGCGUUCUCUGUCAGUGGAGCUGCUCUCCUGCAGAUUGCCACGCUGAUAAUCAACUUCGUCCUGGCGCCAAUUGUGGAUUCCACCGCGCGCGACAAGUUCAACCGCGCAACCCACCUCAUGGAGAUCAAGUGGGGAACUUUCUUUCCCGUGUACACCAAUCUCGCUUGUAUCGGUAUUGUCUACUCGGUGAUCUCACCCUUGAUCUUGCUCUUCAACAUGAUCACCUUCUCGCUCUUCUGGAUCGUCUACCGCUACAACCUGCUGUUCGUCGUCAACUUCCGCUUCGAUACCGGUGGUCUCCUGUUCCCGCGGGCCAUCAACCAGCUUUUCACUGGCAUCUACGUCAUGGAAGUCUGCCUGAUCGGUCUCUUCUUCCUUGUCCGGGACGCCCAGGACCGCGUGGCCUGCGCCCCGCACGGCAUAAUCAUGAUCAUCGCCACCAUCUUCACCGUCAUCUUUCAGUACAUGUUAAACCAAGCAUUCGGACCACUUCUCACCUACCUGCCCAUCACACUCGAAGACGACGCCGCCAUCCGCGAUGCGGAGUUCGCUCGCGAACAAGACGCGAAGAGGAAAAAGCACCUUCUCGGACGGCAGGAACGCGAAGGCGAGGACCUCAACCAACUCCUUGAGGCACGCGAGCGAGCCGAGAACGGCGAGAUUGAGCUCAAGCCUAUGACCAACCCACCGACACGCCGCGACCCCGAGGCGGCAGGCGACGGUAGUCUCAUGGGCGACAAGCCCGCUAUGGAGCUAUUCCAGAACAUUGCGGACGAAAUUGAGGAUCUCACACCCGAGGAGCGGGAUCACCUGGUUGCGCGUGCCUUCCAGCAUCCGGCUAUCAGGGCGAAGCGACCGGUUAUUUGGAUUCCGCGGGACGACUUGGGUGUCAGCGAUGAUGAGAUCAUACGGACGAUGAAGUUGUCGGAUAAGGUGUGGAUCAGUAACGAGUACGCGGGACUCGACUCGAGGGGUCACGUCAAGUACUCGCGGAGUCCGCCGGAUUUCGAUAUGCGCGAUUUGGUCGAGCUAUGAUCUACCAUCUACCCCCCAUUUCUCUUCCUUUCUUUGUAAUAAUUCGUUAUACCGGUUGGCUUCUUUUGUUUUUUUUCAUAUUAAGUGGGGUGCGCGCAUAUUGGCAGGACAUUUAGGUGUAAUUAUAGAUUAUAGGGGGCUUAUUUCAUUUUAUUCUCGUUUUCCUUUCCUUUCCUUUCCUUUCCUUUACUUCUAGGCUUUCUUCCUUUGGAAUAUGUACCAUGUAUGUACCUUAU
Tricharina praecox is the source of this 4005-nucleotide messenger RNA. RefSeq lists its product as uncharacterized. Gene Ontology annotation, cellular component: plasma membrane. The record is from RefSeq and is a predicted model, not a curated record. Gene Ontology annotation, molecular function: calcium-activated cation channel activity. NCBI's taxonomy places the organism in Eukaryota, Fungi, Ascomycota, Pezizomycetes, Pezizales, Pyronemataceae. The transcript is spliced from 3 exons. Bases 197 to 3769 code for a protein of 1190 amino acids.